GCCGUCCGCAUACACGUAGCGCUGAACCAGACGCGACACGAAUUCACCGUUCCGACAUUUCUACACGUCUUCACUAUACGUUUUGCGUCCGUCCGCCGUUGUUGCCAGUCGAACAGUUUUUGCCGUUUUUAAAUCAAUCCAACAACAACCGUGAAAAUGCCUGUAAACCCAAGUGCAAUGCAAUCGGCCAAUAAUGGACCUAGGUCACCAUCUAAACCAGGUGCAUCUAGAACAGCCGGAAAUGUGCUUAGACAACGAAAAACUGCUGCACCUACUACAUCAGUUAGAAACCGCAAUACUGGAACUAGCAGUGGAGGCAUGUGGCGUUUUUACACAGAUGACUCACCUGGAAUUAAAGUAGGACCCGUGCCUGUAUUAGUGAUGUCUUUAUUGUUCAUUGCAUCCGUUUUUAUGUUGCAUAUUUGGGGAAAAUAUAAUAGAGCUUAAUUUAUUUGUUUAA
Rhopalosiphum maidis (corn leaf aphid) is the source of this 460-nucleotide messenger RNA. RefSeq names its product protein transport protein Sec61 subunit beta (gene Sec61beta). The transcript has 4 exons. Gene Ontology annotation, biological process: intracellular protein transport. Bases 157 to 447 code for a protein of 96 amino acids. NCBI's taxonomy places the organism in Eukaryota, Metazoa, Arthropoda, Insecta, Hemiptera, Aphididae. Gene Ontology annotation, cellular component: Sec61 translocon complex. The record is from RefSeq and is a predicted model, not a curated record.